Actinia tenebrosa (Australian red waratah sea anemone) is the source of this 10006-nucleotide messenger RNA. RefSeq lists its product as uncharacterized. Lineage: Eukaryota; Metazoa; Cnidaria; Anthozoa; Actiniaria; Actiniidae. Gene Ontology annotation, molecular function: calcium ion binding. The record is from RefSeq and is a predicted model, not a curated record.
UUAAACCAGACCCUGUAUGGAGUGUCUCAUAAUCACAACUAUUUCUUUAAAACCACUGAUUCGCUGCUUGAAAGAUGGAUCCAGAUAAGAGAAGAGGAUUGGAUGGAAGCGAGGGAUAAUCUUUCAGUGAUUUUACCCAAUGAACUGCCAGUAUUGCCUGUCACAGACAAUAAAGAUGAACCAAUAGCAGAACUGACGWGGGCAGACAGUAAUGGAAACUUUUGGGGAGCAUCUUCAGACGGCAUUUAUCAUAAAAUACCAAGUGGAAGCUGGAAGCCUGUCGCGGUGUGGCACAGGAUAGACGUCAACGAGUGUGGAUCAUCUCCUUGUCUCAACGGUGAAUGUAUUGAACAAAGUUCUUCGUACAAGUGCGAAUGUCUAGUUGGAUUCAAUGGGACUCAUUGCGAAAACAACAUGGAUGACUGCCUACCCGAUUCUUGUGAAAAUGGAGGAACUUGUAUCGAUGGCGUUAAUAACUUUACUUGCUUGUGUAUGCAAGGCAUUUAUGGACGAUAUUGUGAAGAAGUAAUAUCGAUAUGCUCGGACGAGGAACCCUGCAAAAAUAAUGGGACGUGCAUUGAUGGGCUUGGGAACUACACCUGUGACUGCCCGACAGGAAUGCUGGGCUACACGUGCGAAAUCAAUUUUGACGACUGUUAUAGUCAGCCUUGUUUGAACGGAGGGCAGUGUGUUGAUGGCAAUAAUGACUACUUCUGCGCAUGCCCAGACGGCUUCGAUGGAAAAAAUUGCGAGAAAGGUAGAGGAUUUAAAGUGAUUACAACAGCAACAACAACGUACAAAAAUGUCGAAUUCCUAGUCAUCCAUGCAACCAUCGAAUCGAGUGGAAGGUCUUUUAACAGUAGUUGGUGUGAAGACUACAAGAUGCUGUGCAAGGCCUACACAGCUAGACCCGUAGGUUGUGGACGAUCUUUCAGGAACGAUACAAGAAUCACAAAGUGCCGCGACGACUUUGAUGCUCUCAUGAUUACCGGCGACCCUAUUGGCUGUCAGUCAAGUGACACGGUAGCCACAGUGUCACGGCAAGCCGGAUUCAAUUCAGCCUUCUCAAACAAUUCGUUCGCUUUUGGUUCAUGCGAUGGUGUAUGUCCAUACCAGUUAGACGAAAAUUCUUGUCCAGAAUCGUUGCCUUGCCUAAAAUUAAAUGCGGAUCAAAACGUUUUUACCGUGUGCUCGAAGAAAAGCGACAGCAGUUUUGUUGUCCACGAACACAGGGAUAUAUUCCACGAAAACACGACUUACAAGAUCUUGAAAUUGGAUAUUGUUGCCACUCGAUAUUCGUAUCACRAAAACUGGUGUCGGGAUUAUCAGAAACUGUGUGAAUCUUAUGGACUGCGUCCUGUAGCAUUCAACCAAUAUUAUGAGUACCAAACCCAUUAUGGUACUCCCGGAAAGACCUAUCACGCCGUCGUACAGAAGAACCUUUACUUUUCAAAUACAGCAUCAAACAUUCUUUAUAAGCUUGCAAAGGUAGUAGGUUUUCCGGAGGCAAUUUCCUCAAACACCUUUGCAAUUUAUCGAACCGAGGACAGUUACUCGUGCGCUAAUUAUGUACCUAGUUCGGGCUCGAUUAAUAAUAAUUUAUACUUAUUUUACGACUCGCGUCGUUCACAAAUGUACACGGCUUGUACUGAUGGUGCUUCUACAAGCGCAUUCAAAGUCCUUGAGACACGCGAGAUAACUCAUCAGGGUAUUGACUUUUUGGCCCUGCAGGUUAAGAUACCUCGACAAGUUAAGAAAGACUGGUGUAGAGAAUAUCAAAGCCUCUGURAAUCCUUCAACAAGCAGCCAAUUGGAUGUAGUGUGACGUAUCAGUUCGAAGAAAAUAGUCUUUGUCGAGAUGAGUACCGUGCAAUGACACCACGAGCAGAUAUUCUCGGUUGCCCUUCACAUGCUAAAGCAGCAGCCGUGGUGAACAUGGCUGGGUUCUCCGAAGCCGACGUUAAGAAUACAUUUGUGUUUCAUGAGUGUGAUCAGUGUAUUUCAAAGGAUCCAGUGUGCAGCUCUGAUUUUGCUGACGUUGCUUGCUUGGAUAGGAAUUUGUCGGACAGUAUAGCAUACACGUUAUGUGCUGAACCAGAGGGCGCUUUUUCUGUCUUGAGUAAGACUUGGACUACUUUCCAGAACCUGCCUUACCUUGCGUUACAUGUAAGAGUUCCCAAAGACGGGCGUUCUAAGUUCAACAACUGGUGUACGGAGUAUAAAGAGUUGUGUGGCCUUUAUGGGUUAAAGCCUACUGGUUGUGGUACUGCCUAUACGUCAGCAGAAUACAUUGAUUGCGAAACAACUUACUCGUCCUCUCGUCCAAGCAAUAAUGAUCUCUCGUGCGAUCCAUCAUCAAUGGUACAACAGAUAGUCUAUGACGCUGGUUAUCAUCAAGCAAGUACUUCGUACUCAUUUGGCUUUUACCGGUGUUCRUCRUAUUGUACAAACACUCUGUCGUCGUCUUGUUCUACACCCUUGUACUGUCUUCGAAAUARUCAUGUCAAGAAAGAGGCAUACACCGUGUGUCKAGGUCCAAGACAAGUGUUCGGGGGCAUUAMUCGGAUAGUUAAAACGACUUACAAUGGACAACAAUAUCAUGUAAUUCAGUUGAAACUUCCUCAAGACGGCAAGUCMAAGCACAAAAACUGGUGUAAGGAGUACCAAAUGGUAUGUAARAGUUAUGGACUGAGGCCGACAGGGUGUGGAAGAAGCCGACUGAAGGACGCGGGUCURCGWGCUUGCCGUGAUCAGUACGACUCAGUGAUGACUGAUGACMAGCUUGGCUGCGACCCGCGGGAUGUCGUUUCUCGGAUAGCAGUUCAUGCCGGUUUAACGGAUGCCACGAUUCAAAACUCUUUUGCCUUUUAUAAUUGUUCUGAUUGCCCUAGGAUAUUACCUUCUUCUGGAUGCACAGGAGGUGUGUACUGCCUGAACCGUAACAUUGCAGGAGGGACAGUCUAUACCGUAUGCACAGAUUCAGAUAGUAAUUUUAUUGUUCAUGAUACCAAAGAGCAUGUCUCACAGGGGACCAACUUCCUUGUAGUCAAAGCGGAGGUGCCGGCUGCGCUCACUUCUCAAGCUUCCAACUGGUGUCUGGACUAUCAGAAGCUUUGCCGUUCAUACGGUCGAUUACCAACAGGAAUAUCUGGGGAACACAAUCACAAUCCAGAGGCGACAGGUUGUAAAAGCUAUUAUGGAUCAGUUAUGCUCGAAGAAAGCUCGAACAUUCCWUGGACCCCGGCCUCACAAAUAAAUAGCAUCAUCCUUAAAUCAAAGAUUCGCACAUACACUACUUCCAGCAGGAGUUUUGGUUUYGGUCAAUGUCCAAGCCCAACAACUUGUCCAAGCACAAUAACGUCUUCCUGUUUCAAUGACUUAUAUUGCUUUGUAACAAACACUAAGAGAAUGACACAUGCUUUGUGCACAGAUCCUGAUAGUAAUUUUCGACUCAUCGAUGAUAGAGAGUACAAAUAUUUAGGUCGCAACUACACAGUGAUUCACGCCUCGGUGCUAGAUGACGGUACUUCAAAACAUGACACGUGGUGUCAUGACUACCAGCGUCUUUGUGAGUCGUUCGUGAAGCUUCCUCUAACGUGCGGUUCUGACUCAUGGAAAAAGAGAGACUUUUAUCAAUGCAGAGAUGAAUAUGGCGCUGCAAUCUUUGAAGAAAAUCCUGUUAGAUGUGAUUCAAAUGAUGACGCAGUUAGCAUUGCAAGAGGUGCUGGUUUUACUGAAGCAACGAACUUUAACACUAUAACGUUCCACAACUGCAGUUUGUGUUCUAAAUACCUCAGCGAGAAACCCGAUGAAGCUGUUUAUCCACUGCGUAAAGGAAUUAAGGAAAUCUACGCACUGUGUACAGAUUCAAACAGCAAUUUUGAAGUCCUUAAAUCAAGUGCGACUGAAUAUAACGGAGUUCCUUAUACAGCUUUGCAGCUAAGAACCCCAGUWAAUGGAUUAUCAAGGCAUGAGAAUUGGUGCAGGGACUAUGAACGCUUGUGUGCUACAUUUGGACAGCAGCCUACCGGUUGCGGCGAGACAUACAAAACGCAAAGCGGCUAUGGUGAAUGCGGCACUAUUUACAAUUCCUCCAUGCCUUGGAAUAACCAUUUUGGUUGCAUGCCAAACUCCAAUAUGCAGAAAGCUAUUUAUAAGGWUUUCAAAUCAGCCAGCACGACAAACACGUUUGGAUUUUAUUACUGUGACGGAGCUGGAUGCCCAAACCUGUUUCCAAGCUCGGGUACAAUUAACGGUAUUUACGGGGCUCGAAAAAGUGACUCGGCGUACCUUAAACAYUCGCUCUGCGUAGAUAGAAAACCGGGCUUCCAUUACAUUAGCCAAAAAAUAUAUAUUCGAGAAGAUACCAACUAUCUUAUUGUUAAGGCGGUAUUACCUUCUACGGGGAAAUCUCAGUAUGAGAAUUGGUGUCGUGACUACGAGAAACUAUGUGCAAUGUUUUCUCGAAGGCCGCUUGCCUGUGGAACUGAAAAAUUACUAGAACACAAACAUCGUUCAUGUAGGACCCGCUACAACGCUGUCAUGCCGUCUGAUGGCUACACUGGGUGUGGUCCAAAUGUUACUCUUCUGGCGCAAAUGGCCGUGACUGCAGGAUAUACAGAUGCAAUCACUACAAACGUGUUUGCAAUGAGAUCUUGUGACUCCUGUGGUGAUAGCAUUCCUGYGUCAGGGGCAAACGAACAUCUUCAUAGCAUCAAYAUGCAAGURMAAAACCGAGAAGUAUAUGCCUUCUGUGUUCACUCAGACAGUAAUUUCCAGGUAUUGAAGACAAAGUYGGUAGUGUUCCGGUCUUGGAGGUACUUGGCUGUUAAAGUUAAAAUUCCUUCAAAUUCAAGAUCUCAGCACGAAACUUGGUGCCGGGAUUAUCAGCGCAUGUGCGAAUCCUUUGGUAAACGACCUGUGGCUUCUUAUUCUGUAGACGAAAAGACGGAAGCCAGACUUGAUUGUAGACUGUCUUAUAAUGCUUAUCAACCCGAUUCCACCCAAGCCUGGAGUUCUGACACUUACCCUUACGUCUAUGAAAUGAACUUGAAGGCAAAAUUUGGCAGCACAAUUUCAUACCAGGCAUUCUCAUUUUAUGCCUGUACCUCUUACUGCUCUAAAACAAUGAGUACAAGUGGAUGUCAGAGUUCAAUUCGAUGCCUAGCACACAACCAUUUGAUAAAUAAAGAAGCCUACACACUUUGUGCAGAUCCAGACAGUGGAUUUGAAGUUGUUUUCAACAAAACAACGAUUAUGAAUGGGACAGAAUAUUUGGUAAUUGGGGCAAACGUACCACUUUAUGGUCGAUCUCGAUACGAGAACUGGUGCCGAGACUACCAGAAAUUAUGUCAGACCUAUGGGAGAAGACCGCUGGCUUGUGGAAACAGUUAUCGACAUGACAGCCAAUACACAAGAUGUCGAGAUGAAUACAAUGGACUGAUGUUUCACGACGAUAUUUCACUCUGCAAUCAAAACGAAAGAGUCAUGACAAUUGCCAGGCAUGCUGGAUUUACCAAUGCAAACGAAAACAAUUCAUUUGCGUUUCAUGCGUGUGAACAAAGCGAUUGCCCGCAGUCAUUUGGACAGAGAUUUACCCSGUCGUUCUAUUCUGCCGGAGAGAACCCAAAUGAUCGACAGGUGUAUACGGUGUGUGUCAACGCAGACAGCAAUUUAGACAUCAUAUUUGCAAAGCCCCAAAUCUAUUCAAGUGAAGAUUUUCUGGUCAUUAAGGCCAGAUUACCUGGUAAUGGUCAAUCAAAGUACGAAAACUGGUGUCGUGACUACGAAAGGCUGUGUGAUUCAUAUGGAAUGCGACCGACAGGAGCUGACAUGCGUUACUUGGCAAAGUCAGCAAAUACACUUUGCAGAGACAAAUAUCGGUCUGUCAUGUUAACCACAAGUUUGAUUGCCAGUCCUCCAAAUACCCAGGCAGACACAAUCACGUCUUAUCGUACUGAUACAGCCGCUGCGUCUAAUUCAUUUGCAUUUGAUAUAUGUCGUGAUGAAGAUUGCACAAAAACGCUGCCGCAAUCCACAUGUAGUUCUUCUUUGCGCUGUAUUUAUCAGACGGUACCUAAAAAGUACGCUCACACUAUGUGCGUUGAGCCACUAACAAAUUUCAAGGUACUGGAUCACAGAGAAGUCAGAUACUUGAGCCGAAGUUUCCUAGCCAUAAAAGCAACGAUAAAAAACACAAAUGCUACAUCAAAAAACGCCAACUGGUGCUUAGAUUACAAAAUACUUUGCGAGUCGUACGGAAAAAGGCCAUUGGCCUGCCCAAACUCGUACGCAUCUGGUCAUCAGUAUUACCGCUGYCAAGAAGAAUUCAACGCUGURUUGAUGGAAUCAAGUGAGUGUCCUCUUAACAGCUUCGUAUCAGAUAUUGCCAAUWCUGCUGGGUUUACUCAUGCAACUCCAAGUAAUUCCUUUGCCUUUCGUAGCUGCAACGAAAGUGCUUGUGUAAAACACUUAAAUGAUUCCGGUUGCGACAACUCCCUCUACUGCAUMAGCAGGAGAGUACCCAAUCGAGAGGUUUAUACCGUAUGURCCAACAGUGAUUCCAGCUUUGAAGUUAUCGAUGCUAGAUCAGUUGUUCAUAGCAGCAUUAACUACGUCGCGAUCAAGGCACGCCUUCCAAGCCACGGAAAGCCAAUGCAUGAGAAUUGGUGCAAGGAUUAUCAAGUACUUUGCGAGUCCUACGAUGCACGACCAACUGGAUGCGGAGAAGCYAACAUAAACCACCCUGAUUAUGGCCGGUGUGCGUCGAAGUACCACAGCAAUAUGCCUGGAAAUAACUAUUUUGCAUGUACUUCGACCACAAAUAUCAAAGYAAUUGCUAACUCGGCAGGCUUCGCCGAAGCAACCGAARCAAAUUCAUUUGCUUUUCAAAACUGCUCUGAUGCAGCAUGUAAUCGCGAUUUGCUUAUUUCKGAUUGUCAUGGAUCAUUGCAUUGCCUCAAUGCAAGCCUUCUUAAUCAGGAAGUCUUUACCGUGUGUCGUAGACUCUACGAGUCAAACUUCAAGGUGCUGCAAGUAAAAGAUACAGUUUACCAAGGAGUUGCAUACAAAGCUAUAAAAGCUAGGCUUCCCUCAAGUAGGUCUUCUCGCAGUAGUGACUGGUGUCUAGAUUACAAAAUCUUAUGCAACUCGUACGGUCAAAGUCCAACUGGCUGCGGCGAAAAGCACUCUGGAGAUUCGGUCUAUUCAAGCUGUGCAUCUCAAUAUGGAUCUGUCAUGUUACCUGGCAAUAAUCUUGACUGCGACCCUCGWGUUAUGGUGUCCAUAGUUGCAAAAGCAGCAGGGUUCUAUAAUGCCUCCUAUGAGAAUUCCUUUGCGUUCCACCGCUGUACCGGGUACUGCUCCUCUUCAAUUCCGACAACCGGCUGUUCGCCAUCUCUUUCGUGCGCUAAUGCUCAAGCAGCAAGGCAUCUCGAAGUCUAUACCCUAUGUACCAACUCUUCUCAUAGUAAMUUUGAAGUUAUGGACAGCAGACAAGUGGAGCACRAUGGAAUGCGUUACACGGCUCUAAAAACCCGCAUUCCUCAAAAUGGUAUCUCACUCAACGAAAACUGGUGCCGGGACUACCAAAGACUGUGUGAUCAGUACGGAGGACGUCCCACGGGCUGUGGAGAAGCUAGCAAAACAAACAGCAACUGCUCGCUUUGUAGCACAAUGUACGAUUCUUUCAUGCCUUCGAGUGAUUUUCUGGGAUGCAAUUUGACGAAUAAUGCUGCAGCAAUUAUCACUAAGUCAGGACUUAAAGGCGCUGCUCUGGAAAACACUUUUAUUUUUCAUCAAUGCGAUAACUCUAGUUGCACCAAAGAGCUACCACAUCGUGAAUGCAGCAACUCGYUGAAUUGCAUUAGCAAAAAUGUUUUGGCUGGAGAGGUUUACACACUAUGCCUCGAUAAGAACCAGCGACACAAUUUUGAGGUCGUGAAUUCCAACUCGACGUCUUACAAUGGAAUAGAGUAUCGGGUGAUUGAAGUUAGGAUACCAGAGAAUGGCAGAUCAAAAUGUGAAGAUUGGUGCCGUGAUUAUCAGAGUCUUUGCGAGUCAUUUGGAAUGAGACCAACUGGUUGCCAAACAAGUAGCUCUGGKUUUCCCGGUAGAUGUGAAAGAUACAAUUCCUUGAUCAUUCAAAAGAACGAACCUUGCUUGGCGACAGGAUUCGCUAAGGUUAUCGCAAAUGCUGCAGGAUUUUCUCGAGCCAAUUUAACCAACACAAUAGCAUUUGAUGACUGUAGUCCUAGCAAGUGUCCAACAAGACUAGAURGUCCAGACUGCGCCGAAAGAGCCAACCCAUUCUGCAAUCUUCGCAACACUUCACAGAGUUUUGGCUACGCAAUAUGCGUCAAAGCGAACUAUACCUUGCAAGUACAAGAAACAAGGAAUAUUGCCCAUGAUGGUGUUACAUACAAGAUAAUUCGAGCACAUCUUCCUCAAAAUAAGAAGAAGGUCAACUGGUGCUUGGAGUAUCAACACGUUUGUGAGUCGUAUGGACAGCGCCCUGUGCUUCGUAUAGAAGAUGCAUACAGGACUCAGGGUGCUUUAACGUGUCGCGACCAGUAUAAUUCCAUUUCAAUCAACGCCACCAAUGAAACCCAUGUCUCAGUAUUGGCAACUGUAGCUGGAUUCAACAAUGCUACGCGUCUCAAUUCGUUCGCAUUUUCACGCUGUUCAACCGCGUUUUGCAGUGCUUCACUUAUCAAUGAAACAUGUGGAUCAACUUUUGAUUGCGUUAACAAUAACAACGCRUCUACCGCAGAAUAUUUUCAUCUUGCCUGYAUCAAGGAGUUGCCUGUAAGCAAUUUUGAAGUCUUGAGCACUAAGCAAGUGAAGUAUAAUCAAGAUAUGUACUUGGUCAUUGAAGCUCGACUUCCUUCCGACGRAAAAUCGAAGUACGAAAAUUGGUGCCGAGACUAUCAAAAACUAUGCGAGAACUACGCUCUGCGUCCAUUAGGCUGCGGCCGUGAUAGAUACCAAAGUGAUCAUGAGAUGGCUUUAUGUUUGGCAAGGUAUGGUGCCGUGAUGCCACUUGACACAUCCCUCGAGUGUCCCGUGAGACAACGAGUUAAACUACUUGCUCAAAAAGCAGGAUUUGGAAACGCUAYUUUAGAAAACUCAUUUGCUCUUCACAGAUGUACUGAGUGUACAAGAUUUUUGAACAGCUCGCUCAACAAAGGUGUGUAUCCCCUAUCGAAGGAUCUUCAUGGUGGAGUAGUAUAUACCCUCUGCACAAGAGAUCAAAGUAGCAAUUUCGAAGUUGUAGAGACACGAAUUACCCGUUUCGAGAACAAAGAAUUCCUUGUGAUUCAAGCUCGACUCCCCAGAUUUGUCGGCAAAUCGAAACAAGUGGAUUGGUGUAAAGAUUAUCAAAUGCUCUGUGAAUCAUUCGGCCGCCGUCCCGUUGGUCGUGCUUAUUUAUCCGAGACUUAUGGUGUUAGCCUUUGUUCCAAGCUUUACAAUUCCUUUAUGCUCGUCAACGCUGAACUGCCAUCGAAUAUUCCAAGCGGGGUGAGUCAAAUAGCGCUUCAAGCAGGAUUUUGGCGAGCCACAACUGUUAACUCGUUCGCUUUUGAGAACUGUAAAGAUUGCUCCCAGUACCUCCUUUCCACUUGCAGUUCCACAGUUGGUAUGAAUUGCUUGACAGACAGAGAAUUUGAGGUUUACACCGUGUGUGUGUAGGCUUUAGUUGUUAGAAACUUUAUCAAGACUUUUAAACAGGUACUCAGAGCAGAGUAGAAUUUCAAUGGGGUACCAAAGACCCAUCACGCCAUGCCUUAAUGGCUGUAUACAGGGUAUAGAGGCUUUGCACCAUYAGGUGAUGCCAGCCAUGACAAGAGGAAUGAUCAAUCGAAUCUAGUCUUAUCUGAUUUACAUUAGAAAUUAUUCAGUUUCCCAGGGGAAAAGACUUGUUGUACCUCCUGUCAUGGCUGCCAUCACGUGAUGGUACGAAGCCUCUAUUUCUUAAAAUUAAAAAUUUUAUUGGGGUGGAAUGGAU